Messenger RNA from Selaginella moellendorffii, 3010 nucleotides. Its product is annotated as pentatricopeptide repeat-containing protein At3g22470, mitochondrial. The transcript is spliced from 2 exons. Lineage: Eukaryota; Viridiplantae; Streptophyta; Lycopodiopsida; Selaginellales; Selaginellaceae. Bases 33 to 2246 code for a protein of 737 amino acids. Gene Ontology annotation, molecular function: protein binding. The record is from RefSeq and is a predicted model, not a curated record.
UAACGAGGGCCUAGGGCUAGAGCUAUGCUGAGAUGCGCGCGUUCUUCCUGGCGGGCGGGCGCUGGAUCGAUGCGGCGGUGAGAAUCUCCAGCUCCAGCGCGGGCGCUAGGCGGCAUUUCGCCGACCGAGGCUACCUGAGGAAGGAUUACAGCGAUCGCAACUACAGGAAGAAGGGGUUUGUGGAUCCCGGGAAUUUCUCCUACACGGUGCCGCAGGACUCGAGGAAGGUGUGGAAGCCGCCUCAGUUCGCGGGGGAGCGCUACGAGCAUCGUAGCCACGAUCGCGAAUCCAGGUACUCUUCUUGGAGUGCCAAGGAUGACGACGAAGAGAGUAACUAUCCAUUCACGGGUAGUAAGCUCGACAAGUAUCCCAGCAGCUCCAAGGCCUACGCUGGCUUCGAUUCUAGCGAAUCGCAGCUGGUGCCGGCAGCAAACUCGUCCACUCCUCCAAAGAAGAAGGACGAGGAAUCGGAAGACGAAGACAGCGAGCUCGUUGUUCGUGAUCGUUUCCAGAUAAGAAAGACGCUGUCCGACGAUGCCGACUCGUCGCUGCAAACGUUCCACAGACCCGACUGCCGACUCUUCGAGAUCUCUGGCAACAUGGACGAGGACUGGCAGCCGGCGCCCUCCGACGAGUGCCUGGUUUUCGAGAUGAGAAGCCUGUUCAAGCAAGGGAACGUGGCUACCUGGGAAGCCGAGGACGUUGUUCGCAGCUUUGGUGGUCAGCUUCGGCCUUUCCACGUCUUUGAGGUGCUCAAGUCGUGCACUCCAAGCGAAGCUGGAAUCGCCCUCGCGUUUUUCCGCUGGGCCGGGCUCCAGCCUUUCUUCCAGCACGUAAGCGCGACCUACAACAUGAUGCUCAAGCUCCUCCAAGAAGCCGGCAAGUAUCUUGACAUGGCCCGGCUUGCCAAAGAGAUGGAGAACGACGACAUUCCCAGGACUGUCGAGACUUCCAAGAUACUCCUCGUCAGCCUGUUCAAAGGGGGCUACGUUGAGGACGCGCUGGAGGUGUUUUCACAGAUGGAGAGGUCCUCGUCACCUCCGGGUUUCAACGAGUACAAGUAUGUGAUUGACAGGAUGCUACGAUCCGAGUGCUACUUGGUGGUGCCGGUGCUGUACAAGGGCCUCAUGACUGCUGGACACGCUCCAGAUUCUUACGUGUACAACGCGGUGAUUAGCAGCUUGUGCAACGUCGCAAACAUGGACGAGGCCAUGAAGGUCUUCUCCAAGAUGAAGGACAAGUCCACCAUCGACCUAUUCACUUACACCAUCCUCAUCGACGGCUACAUCAAGUGCCACAACGUCACCGGUGCUACCAGGCUCUUUUUGGAGAUGCUAGAACGAGGAUGCUUGCCGGGCGAGGAGAUUUUCAAUCUCUUGUUCGGACUCCACGCAAAGGCCGGAGAGCUGGACGAAGCCGUGAACUUGUUCCGGAAGAUCGCGGAAAACGGUUGCCAACCGACAGUGAAGUCGUAUGGAAUGCUGCUGGAUACUUUUGCCAUGGUGAACAAUCUCGAGGGAGCUCACGCGUUUUACAUGGAGCUCAUCGGCAAGAACAUCUACCCGAGCUCGGUUUCGUGCAACUCUCUCCUCAGCCGGCUGAGCAAAGCUGGGAAAACGACGCUGGCUCUCACAUUCUUCCGGGAGAUGAAGUCGUUCCCGGGAACCAAACCGAAUGGGAUAACUUACAACAUUGCGAUCGACCUCUUCGGCAAGACUGCGAAGUUUGCAGAGGCUUGGGAGGAAUUCCUCGACAUGAAGCGAAACGGCUGCAGUCCUUCGGUUGUCACUUACAACACUUUGAUCGUCAGGCUGGGGCGAGGAGGAUACAUCGAGCUGUGCUUCGACCUGUACGAGGAGAUGAGGGGUCGCGGGAUCACUGCCAACCAGUUCACGUACUGCGGCCUGAUCGACGUGCUCACCAGGUACAACCAAGUGGAGCACGCUCUCGAGUUCCUGGACGAGAUGAAGCGCCUCCACUUCCAUCCCAGCUUCAAUACGCUCCAGCUCGUCAUCAAGAGCCUGUGGAAGACUGGCGACUUGGCUGCCGCAAAGCAGCUGUGCCAGGACUAUCCCGGCGUCUACACUCCGCAGCUGGAGAGCUCUCGAGCACCACCAUCGGACACCUCCACGGCAGUGGCGACUCACAGUGGUGGCUGGCAGCGGAGUGACUACAACAACACCUUCUCGUCACAGAUGGAGCUGGAUCCCGCAAUGCAACUGGAUCGAUACAUGGAGCAGUGGUGAUAGCAGGAUCGCGUAUCCGACUCCUCACGGACAGAGCUCUUCCCAACUCUUCCAAGCUUCAUGGGUCUUUGAUCAAGCAAGUGACGACGAGAUGGAUGUCAACCAUGGCGAGCUUCUACAUCGUGAUUGUCUCGUGCGGAUCCUUGAACACAUUCAGCCUCUUCUCGCAGCACAUGAGAGCGUCGCUGGGCUACGACCAAGAGUCCAUCAAUAGCUUCUCCGGCCUCCUCUACAACUUGGGUGGCGCUCCAUUCCUCCUGGCUUUCAGCGCAGCGCUCAACUUGGCCGGCUAUCUCGUCACCUGGCUGUGCCUCACGCACCGCUUCUUGCACUCUCGCCUGUGGGACGUUUGCGUGGGAUCUGCGGGCUUUUCCAUCACCGCCGGCUACUCGGCUUCGGAAACGGGCGUGUUCGUUGCCAUCCUCGGCCUUUGCGACUUCUUGGGUGGCGUCGCUGCCGGUGCACUGUCCGACAAGCUGCUGGAGAGGUAUGCCACACCCAGCCACCUGCAAAACGUUCCCACGGUUGCUAAAGGCGUAGGAAUGUUUGCUCUGUCCGUCAAGCUGAAGGUGGUGACGCCGGAGCACGGUGCUAUCGGGUCACCUUCUUGCUCAUGGCUCUCGCCUGUUUCAUGACUUCCAUUCUGGUGCUGCGGACUAGAAAGCUGUACAAGGAGAUACUCGUGAGGCUAGGAUCAUCGGCUGCAAAGAUCUAGAAAGCCAUUUCGAUAAUUCUUUGAAUGAGAAAUCUCACGCUUAACUCGA